This is a messenger RNA of Perkinsus marinus ATCC 50983, 609 nucleotides long. RefSeq names its product LSU ribosomal protein L14P, putative. Gene Ontology annotation, molecular function: large ribosomal subunit rRNA binding; structural constituent of ribosome. The record is from RefSeq and is a predicted model, not a curated record. The transcript has 6 exons. Gene Ontology annotation, cellular component: mitochondrial large ribosomal subunit; ribosome. NCBI's taxonomy places the organism in Eukaryota, Perkinsozoa, Perkinsida, Perkinsidae. The coding region runs from base 1 to 609 and encodes 202 amino acids. Gene Ontology annotation, biological process: translation.
AUGGGACUUUGGCAGCAAUCGGUGGUGAAGUGCGCUGACAACUGCGGCAUCUUCAAAGCUGUAAUCAUCGGAAUGCCGAAGUGGCAUCACUCACGUGGUCGAGUGGGCUACGCCUUCCGCAUGGCUGUUCGAGACAAGAGUCGUGAGUAUCGAGGAGAGAAGCUUCCUCGAGGAAUCAUAGUGAGGACAAAACAACCAAUAAAACGCAAGGACGGAUCCACCAUCAAAUUCGAUGAGAACGCCUUUAUAGCGAUCAGUAACAACAAGCCUCUGGGCAACAAAGUGAAGGGCCCUGUAACUUUUUUUCGACUCAAGAUUUCUAUGACGUCCCAGGACAACGUUGUUCGCUUUGGUGGAGUCCCAGAGCAUUUUAAUGCCCCGUUCCAACGCUUACUGCAGCGCCAAGCUAAACUUGAUUCAUCUGCCUGUGCCCCUCAGUUGGCUUGGAGAACAUAUCCUGGUGGCAGCGGAGCGAUGCUGAAGGCUGUAAUCUCCAAGGAGGUGGAUUGCGCAUGCGUGCUCACUGAGUCAGCUGUUGCCCACAUCAUUAAGAACUCAGGCAAAGACGCCAGAGACCAGGUCAGGAUUCUCGGUAAGAUCAGAAGGUAG